Pseudomassariella vexata is the source of this 1758-nucleotide messenger RNA. Its product is annotated as NADP-dependent malic enzyme. Gene Ontology annotation, cellular component: mitochondrion. Gene Ontology annotation, biological process: malate metabolic process; pyruvate metabolic process. The record is from RefSeq and is a predicted model, not a curated record. The transcript has 5 exons. The coding region runs from base 1 to 1758 and encodes 585 amino acids. Lineage: Eukaryota; Fungi; Ascomycota; Sordariomycetes; Amphisphaeriales; Pseudomassariaceae. Gene Ontology annotation, molecular function: NAD binding; malate dehydrogenase (decarboxylating) (NAD+) activity.
AUGUCGUCUGUAGACAUCGCCGCUAUCGAACAACAGAUGAAAAUGGCCUCCCUCGACGGCCUCCGCGGUUACGCCCAAAAUCACUACGGGGAGGUGCAACAGUAUCGCAAGACCGAAUACGUGCCUAAGUCGUCCGCUUGUGGUUACCAAGUCCUGCGCGAGCCUCUGUGGAACAAGGGUCUAUCCUUCACAGCAGAAGAACGCGUCUCCAAGAACUUGACUGGUCUGAUCCCCCACACCAUGGAGACCGUCGACACGCAAGUCCGCCGGUGCAUGAAGAUGAUCAACUCGAGGCAGACUGGCAUCGACAAAUACCUGUACCUCUCGGCCCUCAAAGACCAGAACAUGGACCUAUUCUACCGGGUCCUCAUCGAUAACGUUCGUGAGCUUAUGCCUUUGGUGUAUACCCCGACUAUUGGCGACGUCUGCCUGCAAUACUCGACUUUGUACACUCGCCCCGAGGCACUCUACAUCUCCAUUAAGCAACGAAAAUCCAUAAGAACGAUCCUCCAGAACUGGCCGUAUCCCAAUCCCGAGAUUUGCGUUGUGACGGAUGGAUCUCGAAUUCUUGGCCUGGGCGAUCUUGGCGUCAACGGCGUGGGCAUUUCCAUCGGCAAAUUGGCCCUAUACACGGGAGCUGCAGGCAUCCACCCUCAAAAUACCCUUCCCAUUGUCCUGGAUGUCGGUACCAACAACGAGGACAACCUGAAAGAUGAAUUCUAUCUCGGUCUCCGAGCCAAACGUCCCUCUGCUGCGGUUGCCCAGGAGUUCAUGGACGAGUUCAUGGAGGCGGUCACCGAGGUCUACCCCAACAUGGUAGUUCAAUUCGAAGACUUCGACACCGAAAAGGCGUUCGCGUACCUCACUCGUUACCGAAACCAGUACAAGUGUUUCAAUGACGACAUUCAGGGUACGGGAGCCGUCGUCUUGGCUGGAUACAUUGGUGCUGUCAACUUGUCCGGAGUGCCUCUGGAGGAGCAGCGUCUCGUCUUUAUGGGAGCUGGAUCCGCCGGUGUCGGUGUCGCCAAGCAGAUGGUCGAGUACUACACUCGCCGCGGCCUGACGGAACAAGCUGCGAAAGACAAAUUCUACCUGGUGGAUACCAAGGGCCUCGUGACUAAGGAUCGCGGUGACAAGCUCGCUGAGCACAAGAAGUACUUCGCACGCACAGACAACAGUGGCCACCAAUUCCGAACCCUCGAGGAGGUCAUCGAGUAUGUCCGGCCUUCGGCGCUCGUUGGUCUUACGGCGACUUUCGGCGUCUUUACUGAGUCGGUUGUGCGGGCUCUCAAGGCCUCAGUGGAUUCGGGAGAGUGCACGUUCGAACAAGCUAUCACCUGGACUGAGGGCACCGCCAUCUUCGCAUCUGGUUCUCCGUUCGCCCCUGUUAACGUGAAGACGAGCGAUGGCACCAUGACAUACCACCCCAACCAGGGCAACAACGUCUACGUGUUCCCCGGUAUUGGACUGGGAGCCAUUCUGGCCAAGGCGACCAGGGUCACCGAUGAGAUGAUCUACAUUGCGGCUGCCGCUCUGUCUGAGUCGCUCAACGCUGACGAGAUCCACAAGGGGCUGAUUUAUCCCCGCAUCGAGAGAGUCCGCGACGCCAGCGUCGUCGUCGCCCGCGAGGUGAUGAAAGCUGCGCGCAGGGAAGGUGUCAGCGCUCUGCCCGAAUCGCAAUGGAUCGAGUGGGAAGAAUGGGGUGACGUCGCGCUGACGAACUUCAUCAAGUCUCACGUCUAUGACCCUUUCAAGUAA